Molecule: messenger RNA, 1100 nt
Organism: Tarenaya hassleriana
Lineage: Eukaryota; Viridiplantae; Streptophyta; Magnoliopsida; Brassicales; Cleomaceae
Product: choline-phosphate cytidylyltransferase 1-like
Exons: 8
Coding region: 61-927 (288 amino acids)
Biological process (GO): CDP-choline pathway
Molecular function (GO): phosphatidylcholine binding; choline-phosphate cytidylyltransferase activity
Source: RefSeq, a predicted model, not a curated record
CGUCAAAAUAAGAUCACACACACAAAAACCUUCAAUUUUUUUUUCUGUUCAGACAGAGAAAUGGCGGAGGAGAAGCUUGGAGAGACAGAACGGCCGAUUCGUGUCUACGCCGAUGGAAUUUACGAUUUGUUCCACUUCGGCCAUGCCCGUUCUCUCGAGCAAGCCAAGAAACUAUUUCCAAACACCUACUUGCUGGUGGGUUGUUGCAAUGAUGAAGUCACUCACAAGUAUAAGGGGAAAACUGUUAUGACAGAUGAGGAGCGUUACGAGUCUCUUCGCCACUGCAGAACUUUUGACAGGUGGGUCGAUGAGGUUAUCCCCGAUGCACCUUGGGUUGUUACACAAGAGUUCCUGGACAAACAUCGGAUAGAUUAUGUCGCACAUGAUUCUCUUCCCUACGCCGAUACAAGUGGGGCAGGGAAAGAUGUCUAUGAAUUCGUCAGAGCGGUUGGAAAAUUCAAGGAAACGAAACGGACUGACGGGAUAUCCACAUCGGACAUUAUAAUGAGGAUAGUCAAAGACUAUAACCAGUAUGUGAUGCGUAAUCUGGAUCGUGGGUAUACAAGAAAAGAUCUUGGUGUUAGCUAUGUGAAGGAAAAACGGUUGAGAGUAAACAUGGGGCUCAAGAAGUUACGCGAGAAAGUUAAGAAACAGCAGGAGAAAGUGGAAGAAAAGAUACAAGUAGUGACAAGAACCGCAACAAUGAGGCGUGACACAUGGGUCGAGAAUGCAGACCGGUUAGUCGCAGGGUUCCUGGAAAUGUUCGAGGAACGCUGUCACAAAGUGGGAACGGCGAUAAGGGAGAGGAUUCAAGAACGGUUUCGUGGGCAACUAUUAGUCGGGUUCAUAUACGAUAAAGACAGUGACAGUGACGAUGAACAUGCCCUCGGGUUUGAAGAUAGCGAGAGCGAAGAAGAGAUUUACUAAAGAAGAAGAAGAAGAAGAAGAAGAAGCUGUAUUUCUACUUAAGUAUUUUGUAUCAACGCUGUAUAAAACCGAGCAAUCUAGGUUUUGCUCUGCAACUAUGUUUCAGUUUUGAACGAGUUAUGAUCAAAUUCUACUUCUUUCCAAAGUGUAUAUAAAUGAAAGUAAAUGACAUA